This is a messenger RNA of Ceutorhynchus assimilis (cabbage seed weevil), 372 nucleotides long. NCBI's taxonomy places the organism in Eukaryota, Metazoa, Arthropoda, Insecta, Coleoptera, Curculionidae. The record is from the annotation of a GenBank genome assembly.
AUGACCACCGAAGAAUUUCUUGAUUAUAAAUCAUUGGCUGAUAAAAUCCGCCUUCGCGUGACCAGAAAACUAGACUCUGGUGGAAAUGUGGACUGGACCAAAAUUAAGGAAGUAAUGGUAAACAAAGAUGACGUCACUGUAAUCGAUAUUAAAAAAAGUCACCAUGAUGCUGAAUAUCAGCAACUGCCACUACAAAGACUACCACCUGACGUGCUCCAAAAACCUAUACCCAAAUUAAACAGUGGCCAGAUAAAACUCCCAGCAAAUAAAUACAAAGAUCUUACGGAUCUAUGCACAGAUCGGAUACAAGUCGUACGAGACAAAACUUUCAAACAAUUCUUCAUGGACCUUCCCCAUGAUUGGAAUAAUUAG